ACUGUACAUGAUAUCUUUAUCUUCUGGUAGAUGCACAAUACCUGUGCAUUAUUCGUCUUAUGCAGCACAGCAUGCCACGCCAGACUUCACACAGAGAUCGCGUUCACACACAGCAUCACGAUGUGACAGCAGAUGAGCACUGUGCUGUUUGAGAGGUGGGCUUUGCAUCUGAGUGCGGAGGCUUGAGGAGGUGGGAGCUCUGCUUCAGCUCGGAGUCGGAUUUCAGAGUUUGAGGGAGUCUGGACGAACUGAGACGGCUUUGUUCUCGUGGAGCUGCUGGGUCCCGGCGGGUGUUCAGGACAGGGGUCUCUGCAGCUUACACCGCGCGUCAUGGGCCGAGCGAGCGACUCAUCGCGGAGCAGAGUGUGGUGCUGGAGCUUCAUUACUGUGUGCAUCUGCUCUUCUGCCUCUGCCUUGCUGCACUUGGACUCAGAGCGGGCCUCGAGCGCUCAGCUGGACCUCACCGAGCUCAUCGGCGUUCCUCUGCCUCCGUCUGUGACCUUUAUCACGGGCUUCGAGGGCUUCCCGGCGUACAGCUUCGGCCCGGACGCUAACGUGGGCCGCCUGACGCGCUCCUUCAUCCCUGACCCGUUCUACCGCGACUUCUCCAUCAUCGUGACGGCCAAACCCAGCUCUCGGCGCGGAGGAGUGCUGUUCGCCGUCACAGACGCGCUGCAGAAGAUCGUCCAUCUGGGUGUGUCUCUGGCGCCGGUGGAGGAUGGGUCUCAGCACGUGGUUCUGUACUACACCGAGCCCGGGGCCGUGCACACGCAGGAGGCAGCUUCCUUCAAGAUGGGUGAUCUGACGGGCCGCUGGGCGCGCUUCACACUGACCGUACAGGGGGAGGAGGUGAGGCUGUACAUGGACUGUGAGGAGCACCAUCGCGUGGCCUUCCGCAGGAGUCCAGACCCACUCACCUUCCAGCCCAGCUCCGGCAUCUUCAUAGGGAACGCCGGAGGAACCAGGCUGGAGCGCUUUGUGGGCUCGAUCCAGCAGCUGUUGUUGACGGCGGAUCCCAGCGCUCCGAAUGAACAGUGUGAGGAGGACGAUCCUUACGCGUCUGGAUACGGCAGCGGUGACAGCAUCUACGAUGACACGGAGACACCAGACGAGGUCAAGAAAGUGCUUGAAGAGAGAGAAUAUACGAUGCCGGAGGAUAUAGAGUCCGGUCCGAUGAGAGCGCCACCUACUGAAUCUCCCUCGUUCUUCACUGAGACGGAUGAUGAGGACCUGGAGGAAGGCUCUGGAGAGGACAUCAUCAUCAUCAGUGGUCCGAAAGAGGCGAUCAGAUCAGAAGGAGCUUCACAGGACAGAAAUGUCAUUACCAUGCAGAAAGGAGAGAAAGGAGAGCGAGGUCCACAAGGCCCUCCAGGACCCGCUGCUCCACACACACCAGGAGAGCCAGGGCCCCGGGGCCCGCAGGGGCCACCAGGACAAGACGGCCAGCCUGGUGAUCCAGCGAAAGACGGCGCUCCGGGAGAGGCUGGACCUCCGGGAUUCCCGGGCCUUCCUGGAGAUCCGGGUCCCAAAGGUGACAAGGGUGAUCCUGGUGUGGGCAUCCCGGGGCCUCCUGGACCUCCCGGACCGCCGGGGACAUUCAAGUAUCCGGACGGCGUCGACGGCUCCGGAUCAAGCGAUCUGGAUUUGGACAGCGACACAGAGCUGAUACGGGGUCCUCCGGGGCCACCGGGCCUUCCAGGACCUCCGGGCCCUUCUGUCGGAGCUCAGCCGGGGCCGAUCGGGCCUCCAGGAGCUCCAGGAAAAGACGGGGAGACGGGGAAGCCUGGACUCCCGGGUGAAAAUGGACGAGACGGACAAACAGGCAAAGAAGGAGAGCAAGGACGGAAAGGUGAACCAGGUUUACCUGGAAUCAUGGGACCAAAGGGUGAUGCAGGCCAGCCGGGGCUCCCAGGACAGACGGGAUCUGAGGGCCCCAGGGGUCAGCCGGGGCCUCCGGGAAAAGGCUUCAGCUUUGACAUGAUGGAUUUGGAGGGCUCGGGUCUGGAUGGAAGCAGUGGUUUCAGACCUGUUCUGCCCAGAGGACCACCUGGUCUUCCUGGGCUCCCAGGACCUCCAGGGCCACAGGGGAAAGAAGGAGCCGUCGGCCCUCCGGGUGCUUCAGUGAAGGGGGAGCCGGGCGCUAAAGGAGACGAUGGACAGCCUGGGUCAUCUGGACUGCCUGGGCGACAAGGGGAAAGGGGAGAGAAAGGUGAUAUGGGUCAGAAGGGAGAGAGCGGUCUGGAUGGAAUCGGUUUACCUGGACCUCCAGGGCCUCCUGGACCAGUCAUCAACCUACAUGAGUUGAUGCUGAAUGACACUGAAGGAAUCUUUAACCUCUCAGGGAUUUUUGAACCACAAGGACCAUUGGGACCAAGGGGUCUGAAGGGUGAUACCGGGGUCCCGGGGGUUCAGGGGCCUCCAGGAUUAAUGGGUCAGAAAGGAGAGCCGGGGAUUGUGUCUGGAGUUCAUGCGCCGCAGGGAGCGAAAGGACUGAAGGGAGACUGUGGCGUUCCUGGAGCUCCAGGUCAAACGGGCCCCAUCGGACCCGCUGGACCAAAGGGCGAGUUUGGAUUUCCAGGACAUUCAGGUCGUCCAGGAAUUAACGGCCGUAAGGGUGAAAAAGGAGAUUCUGUCGGUUUACCUGGCCCGCCGGGGCCGCCGGGGCCUCCAGGACGAGCGGGAAUCUUCAGCUGUCCUAACGGAACCGUGUUUCCAGUCCCUCCUCGACCCGGCUGCAAAAUACCCGUUAACAGUGAUUCUAAACAAGGGGGCGCCAGCAGCUCAUCGUCUGGACAGAAGAGAGAUCUGCCAUCAUCAUCAUCAGCGUCCUCCUCCAGCGACACACUGGGAACCAAAGUCACGGCUGGUCAAGGUGACCAGGGUUUCAGAGGAGAGAAAGGAGAAGCUGGGAUGCCAGGGCUGCCGGGGAGAUCAGGUUCAGCACAGGGACCUAAAGGAGAAUCUGUUGUUGGACCCCCUGGUCAUCCAGGACCACGAGGACCCCCUGGUGCACCGGGUUUCGGGAGAAGUGGCGUCGCAGGACCUCCUGGACCGCCAGGGCCUCCCGGACCUCCUGGACAACACGGAUCUGGCUUGAUGAUCCCUGGCCCUCCUGGACCCCCCGGGCUCCCGGGACGAGCCGCUGAGGCCUCCAGUGCCGUCAGGAAGUAUGUGAGUCUGCAGGCCAUGAGACAGUCGUCUGUGCUCGAGGACGGGACGCUGUCUUUCGUUAUUGACACUAGUAAACUCUAUGUAAAGGUUCCAGGAGGCUGGAGAGAGGUUCAGCUCGGCGGGCUGAUUGAGAUGUAUUCGUCCCCCGUCCUCUCACAGGAUGAUGCUGAACCCCUGAUUCUGACCCCACAAAUCAGCCACACACCCAAAAUACACACCGGAAACGCACUGAGGUUGGUGGCUCUCAACACGCCGCUGACGGGAAACCUGGGCUCCAUCCACUCGGUUAAUAAACUGUGCAGGACUCAAGCUCAAGCCAUGGGCAUCAGAGACGACUACAAGGCCUUCCUCUCACACCACCUACAGGACCUGAUUGACACCAUGCAACCCAUGUACCGAACAAACUCGCCGAUCGUCAACCUGAGGGGUGAGCUCCUGUUCAAGAACUGGGACAGCAUCUUCUCCAGCCCCCUCCUCCCCCCCGGCGUCCCGCUGUACUCCUUCGACGGCCGAGACGUGAUGAGCGACCCCUUCUGGUCAGUACUGCAUCAGCACACACUCACAGCUGCUCUGAAGAUUAGAGGAACUCUUCUACAGCUUCUGAUCCAAUCAGCUUUGGGUCAUUCUUUCAUGCACAUUUCAAGCAAGCGAUCUGCAUUCAGUCCCCCUCAUGAAUUACUCAAACUCUAGUGAUGAUCUGGAGUAGUUCAGUGGAAGCGAGGACGGCCUGACCGCAGUGCAGACGAUGCUGGCUGCUCCUCUGGCUCUCAUAUUUCUCCACCCAUGGCUUUGUUUUUGGUUCUGUGUGUAUGUGUAUUUAUACUCCAGGCCGGUAAAUAUAUCCUGGCAUGAGGCCGUGA
This is a messenger RNA of Sinocyclocheilus grahami, 4031 nucleotides long. RefSeq names its product collagen alpha-1(XV) chain-like. Gene Ontology annotation, biological process: extracellular matrix organization. Gene Ontology annotation, molecular function: extracellular matrix structural constituent conferring tensile strength. Bases 331 to 3861 code for a protein of 1176 amino acids. Lineage: Eukaryota; Metazoa; Chordata; Actinopteri; Cypriniformes; Cyprinidae. The transcript has 41 exons. The record is from RefSeq and is a predicted model, not a curated record.